This is a messenger RNA of Penicillium verhagenii, 1938 nucleotides long. Its product is annotated as TCP11 family protein. Bases 1 to 1938 code for a protein of 645 amino acids. The transcript has 2 exons. NCBI's taxonomy places the organism in Eukaryota, Fungi, Ascomycota, Eurotiomycetes, Eurotiales, Aspergillaceae. The record is from RefSeq and is a predicted model, not a curated record.
AUGGAUCUUCAGGGUACUAAGGAGGCCCGGACGCAAGAGGAGGGUGCCGACGGCCCGUUAGAUGCUUAUGGCGGUGGAAGCCGCUCUAAAGAGUAUCACAAGAAUGAGGGUCGCGAUUCUCAUGGUCAUGAUAAUUCCUCUACUGUCCCCCUUCGUCAUCGACCACCCUUCACUUAUCCCCCUGGGAAUCGCCAACAAACCGCGCUAACACCCACCCCAACGCCACGUCGGGAGCCUUCUCCUUCACCAGAGGCCAUCGUUAUUCCACAAGCUCUGGGAUUAAGUUCUCGGGACCAGCGAUUAAUAUGCAAAGCACGCCGUCAGCCACCUGUGACCAAGAAAACGCUCAGUGAACUCGAUCUGCCAUGUAUCAUCAGCAACAUCAAUCUGCGUAUGGAUGCCAAUUUCGAUCGCGACCUACAUUUCAAGCCCGAUCUAGAUGGAGAAAAGGGGAAGCGGAAACGGAAGGAGGCAACAGGCUACUGGGACUCGAUGGCCACGGAGAUUGCCAUCUAUGCCUACCAUGCCGCCAACCCUGACGAGGAGCAGAAUCGGGGGAGCAGCUCUCACCGCACCUUUGAGCCCAGGUUGCCCGCCAUGUUCGAGACCCUGCAGGAAGUUAUCAAGACACUUGUUCCGGAGCGAGAUCAUCCCAGCGUCAUGCAAAACCUGGAGGUGCCCUUGCUCAUGCAACAAAUCCGCAAGGGUGUGCUCGACAUGGUGGCGCUGUCAGCAUGGAUGGCGGCUCUGCUCAAGACGCAUUGUGCACCGAUGCGAGACGAAUGGGCGGAUCGGAUGGCGGAGCAGAUAAGCCAAGGGUCCCAAUCACAGGACCCAAAGGAGAUUGUAAAUGGAUUGCAGACACUCUUUGCUAUCUUGGAGGCCAUGAAACUGGAUGUUGCCAACCACCAAAUACGGACCUUUCGCGUCCUUUUAAUUGAAGACACAGUACCUUUCCUAGGAGAGUAUUUCGAGGGCAAAAUCAGCCGCGGCAACUUCCAAGUCGAACCCGCUCGACUCUGGUACCUGGAAGCACGAAGUCGCGCCCAAGCAGAAGACGACAUCAAGAGUCCAACAACAACCACCUCCCAACCCGACGACGGUCUCAAGCCCCUCGAAGCCCUCCUCCGCGGCAUCUCCGACCAACUCCUCCAAUUCACACCCCCAGACGACUUCCCAGAAACCUUCCUCUUCGACUCCGACCGCCUCUGGCAACUCCGCGCCACAAUCCAAAACCUCAUCAACCUCGAAAUAGCCUGGUACAUCUUCGAGUCCUACGUCCACACCCAAAAGCGCUACCUCUCCGCCCGCGAUGAAACAUACUCCACCUUCCGCUCCCGCAUCUGGUCCCUAAUGGAAGACGGCCUCGAUCCAAACGGCCACAUCCCCAGCGCGAUCGACGACGACCCAGACCUCCGCGGCGGCGCCCACUGGCUCCAGAAUAUGCGCAGCAUUGCCCUCGAGAUUGCGCGCUUCGCCUGUGCAGCCUGCUGUCUUGACUCCGUCGUCGCGGACGAGGUAAUCACGCCCAUCGAGGCGGCUCUCGAAUGGCACCUGACCAACGAGUCCGAUCUCUUCCGCUACUUCCAGAACGGGAUGCGCGAGAAGAUCCUCUCGGCGACGCUCGCUUCGGCAAAGAAGUACUUGCCGCUUUCGCCGCUGGCUAUUUGUGAGUCGCAGCGCGCCGUUCCUCAGCAGCAGCCUUCGGCGCCGCUUGUUCCGGCUGCGUCGGCGGCCACGGCCACGGCGGCAAACCCGCCUAAUCCGUCUUCUGCGGGUGGGAAUUCGCAGUUAGCUUCGCCGCAGGAUCAUGAUAUCGAGCGAAUUGGUAUGCGUCUGGCUCACAUGUGUGUUUUGCAUUGGCGUGUUUGGGCUCCGCUGCUUUAUCUGCGGGAUGAGAUUGCGGAUUUGGAUCUGGGGCCUUCGGCUUUUGUUUAA